UUUAUCACCGCAGACACCUGUGUGUGACUCAGACCGCUCCGGACCUGCAAGACAGCACCUGGCAAAGGUGAUUUGUUGGUGUGUUUUGGUGAUGAUGAAUAUUCUGGAGGACGUUCCUUUUCAGACCCCUUUGGGACCGUUAGGUGUUGAGAUACAGAUGUCGACUUUACCUGAUAUUUCUGUACCACAAUGCCAUCAGAUCAUGCAGGAAACUGAGUAUGGAUUCAAUCUGGAGAGAUGGAUUUUAACUGGGCAGCAGCCGGUGAUUCAGGUUCCCUCUUGCCCCCCCUACUGGCUGAUGUUCAGCACCCCUCAAGAAACUCGCAAGCUCACUCAAAGGGGCCAGGAUCUGUGGGCCCCCCGGCCCCGCAGUCACAGCCUGAGCUCCGCGGAGGGCUGCUGGUUGCACCACCGCGCCGUCAAGUUCCUCCCAGCUGACUCCGAUGAAGAAGAAGAUGGCUCAUACAUGGAUAACGCGGGGGGGCCCAGAGUGCGGCCCCGCAGUGACGCGGCCAGGGACCCAGUCUCCAGGGUCAAAGACAUGCACCUCACUCAUUCCUCUCACCGCGGCAAGCUGGGGUCGUCUCCGGUCCUCAAAGGCCACAGAACCACGUCUUCUCUCCCGGACUGCAGACCAGCUUUACGCGCGCUGGAGCAGCUCAGAUCACAGCAGGCAAGCCCGCUGUCUCAGGCGCAGAAGAGCAGCAAGAAGAGGCAACGCUCUCUAGACAGAAGGAUCUCCCAAAACACUCCGCCCGCCGGGCAUUCUCCAUCCAGGCCGCUGCAACAACGACCCUCCUCGGCUGGAUCUGCUGUCAAAAACCGCAGGAGAAAGGUCCUGACAACUCCUGGUUCUCGUGGGGUUUUCUUUGACUCGGCAGCAGAGCUUCUGACAGCUCUCAGCCAGGAGGAGAGGGAGCUACUGGAAACCAUCACAGAGAAAGGAUACCCGUUACGCACUGCCAUCCUGGCUCUGCAGAAAACUGGCUAUCAGAGCCCAGAGAAGGUCCUGAAAUACCUGGUUGCAUGCGAUCGUCUUUGCCAGCUGGGCUAUGAUGAGGCACAAGUGGAGGAAGCUUUGGAGAUGUUUCAGAAUUGUGAGAGCAAGGCUGCAGAGUUCCUCCACUUGCUGACUCAGUUUGAUGAGAUGGGCUUCCAGCAGAGCGCAAUCAAAGAAGUGCUGCUUGUUCAUGAAAACCACCGUGAGCGGGCUCUGGAGGAGCUGAUGACUCGCAUGGCUUAGGUGGUCCAGUCUGA
Molecule: messenger RNA, 1257 nt
Organism: Poecilia latipinna (sailfin molly)
Lineage: Eukaryota; Metazoa; Chordata; Actinopteri; Cyprinodontiformes; Poeciliidae
Product: ubiquitin-associated protein 1-like
Exons: 6
Coding region: 92-1243 (383 amino acids)
Biological process (GO): ubiquitin-dependent protein catabolic process via the multivesicular body sorting pathway
Cellular component (GO): ESCRT I complex
Molecular function (GO): ubiquitin binding
Source: RefSeq, a predicted model, not a curated record